UGGGGCAGCAGGCAGGGUCCGUGGCCGUAGCAAUGGCUAUGAUGAAGGGGGCGAUGGGCUGCCCAGUGGCUAACAUCAUGGAGGAGACCUUCAGCUGCACUGUCGCCAACCGCUUCUACCAGCUGCUGGACGACGAGUCGGACCCUUUGGACAACCUCUGCGAAGCCGAGCGCCGCCAGCAGCAACGCAAGAACCUCAACAAAGUGGUGGCCCGGCGGGGCAGCCCCGGUGGCAGAGGGGGUACCGCCAAGAGGGAGCCUCAGAAGCAGCGCAAGCAGCUCGGGACGCCCGCGCCGCCGCCGCAGCUCGGUCAGAAGCAAGCACCUAAACAAGAAGAGUGUGGAGGAAAAGACAAUAGCAGAGCAGAGAAACAAGACAAAACUGAAUGGAGGCCGUCAUUCAUGGAAUACUCAUCUUAUGAAACAGAAAGUCAAGCAGAAUUCACAGCUAAGAGUCUUUUUAGACCUAUUGGGGAAUUAGACUAUGAAAGGCCAAGAGGUUGUGGAAGAGGAGGAGGUGAAAUGCAAGGUAGAGGAAGAGGCGGUGGAAUAAACAAGUUUGAUGUCUUUGACCACAGAGGAAAAUGGGAAUUUGAAAGACAAAGUGGCAGUGAUGAAAUUGAACUGUGUGAAACUGCUCCAAUUUUGCAACUGCAAAAAACAGCUAAGUCUCCAGAGAUGUCUGAAGGAGAAUCUCUAAACAAAGUUGCUGAAGGAAAGCCAAUGGAAGAAGUAGUUCAAGAAAUGACGUUAGAUGAGUGGAAAAAUCUUCAGCAACAGAAUCGACCGAAGCAUGAAUUCAACAUCCGGAGGCCAGAAUCCACUGUUCCUUCCAAAGCAGUGGUGAUUCACAAGUCAAAAUAUAGCAGUGAUAUACAAAAGGGAGAGCUUGAAGACGAUUAUCAGAUUUUUCGAAGGGCAGUGAAUGAUAUAACAUCUCAGCUUGAUAUCAACUUUGGGAGUCUUUCUCGCCCUGGCCGUGGAUCAAGAGGAGCACGAGGUUGUGGCCGUGGCAGACAAGUUGAGGAGACACGAUCUCAACCAGAAGUAAUGGUGCAAAUUGUUGCUCCAAAUCCAGAUGAUCCUGAAGAUUUUCCUGCUUUAACAUGAAAGAAAUAUCAUGAAUGGUGUUAUCAACGGAGCUUUGGUGCAGCUCUAAAGAAACCAGUUCUGUACUGGUGCGAAGGAAAAAAAAAGUCCAAGUCUACUGGAAAAGCUGUUCUGGUUGAUGGGUUUUUGUUUUUUUUUUCAUGUGUGAAAUGUUUGAACACAUUAAUGGAAGAGAGUUCUGGAGACAACAGUGGUCUGGAAUUCUGUUAUAGGGCCUAGUGCCUGCCUCCAUUUGUGAAAGCUGUAUGAAGGAUUGCAGUACUCAAGUAUAAGGCUUUGAAUGAACAUCAACAGUACAGUGCUUAAAAAUGUAGAGACUAUGUCAAGUUCUUCCUGGCAGCUUAGUGAAACUGUAUGACAUGGUUUGCCAUUAGGAGUCUGUUUCAUUUUGAAAUAUGAAAGCUACUUUCUGUUUCUUUGGUUGAAGUGUAUUUUACACAUUUACAAGUUGCAGUUCUUGAGAGUUUGGCAAA
Molecule: messenger RNA, 1582 nt
Organism: Centrocercus urophasianus (Greater sage-grouse)
Lineage: Eukaryota; Metazoa; Chordata; Aves; Galliformes; Phasianidae
Gene: HABP4
Product: hyaluronan binding protein 4
Biological process (GO): positive regulation of translational initiation; positive regulation of RNA splicing
Cellular component (GO): cytoplasm; nucleus
Molecular function (GO): RNA binding
Source: RefSeq, a predicted model, not a curated record